Molecule: messenger RNA, 513 nt
Organism: Alternaria incomplexa
Lineage: Eukaryota; Fungi; Ascomycota; Dothideomycetes; Pleosporales; Pleosporaceae
Exons: 2
Coding region: 1-513 (170 amino acids)
Biological process (GO): transcription by RNA polymerase II
Cellular component (GO): RNA polymerase II, core complex
Molecular function (GO): protein dimerization activity; DNA binding
Source: RefSeq, a predicted model, not a curated record
AUGAGCGACAACCCAAGCACAUCCUUCUCCUCGAAGAUCGGCCAACUGAUAGAGGAAAAUCCAAACUGUGCACUGCGCGACAGCUCGAAAGACAACCGGCAUGUAACGCACAAAGCUGACCACGACUACGAGAACAGAUUCGAGCUCUUCCUGCUAGACGAAGGUCAGCAGAAAGUCGAAGAGAAAGCCGAGACACGCGUCCCCAACACCGCCGUCUUCACCUUCAACAAAGAAGACCACACGCUCGGCAACCUCCUCGCGCAGCGGCUCCUCAAGAACCCCGCCGUCAUGUUCGCCGCCUACAAAGUGCCCCACCCGCUCUUCGCCACGUUUGAACUGCGCGUCCAAACCGACGGGUCCAUAACACCCAAGGAAGCUGUCAUGGCGACUUGCCGGCUGGUCAUCCAGGACCUGUCGAAGCUGAAUGAGAGCUUUCAGACGGAGUGGCUGGGUAAGAGGAUUGUUAGCGAGGGUGAGGCGGAGAGGCAGCAGAGGGAGCAGAAUAACUUCUAG